Patiria miniata (bat star) is the source of this 2117-nucleotide messenger RNA. RefSeq lists its product as uncharacterized. The transcript is spliced from 3 exons. NCBI's taxonomy places the organism in Eukaryota, Metazoa, Echinodermata, Asteroidea, Valvatida, Asterinidae. The record is from RefSeq and is a predicted model, not a curated record. Bases 243 to 674 code for a protein of 143 amino acids.
GGGAAUUCCCCAAAUGCGCGGGUGGAUGAUGUUGCAACAUUUGCGGAAGUUAAUGCGAUGCAGUUUUUCAAGAUGAACGUUUGAGUCCCUUUGUUUUAAAAUUUCUUCAAUUCACCAACCUUCUCCGAUAUCGCGUGGCGAGGGAACUACACAACAUUGUCAAUUCUGGCCGACUGAAUUACGGUAUCCGACGGACCGGGCAAGUACACGUCUGUAGGUCAGCCAACUUUUUUUCCCACAAUAUGGCAAGGAUCAUCAGAGCAGUGAUGGAGGAAGACUUCGAUGAACCGGUGGAUCCCCGGGACAUCCCCCGCGAGUUCGCCUUUCAGACGGUCCACGGCAGGGCCCUCUGCCGUGGCUGUCGAAAGUGCAAGAAAUCGUGGAGUACCUACCUGGCCUGGCUAACGCUGGACCUGCGCGGCCAGCGCAUCGCCAAGAGCUGGCAGCAGAAGUGCCAAAGCUGCCAGACGCCCAACCAGCUGUGGUUCCCGCCUGAGGAACUCGAGCGCAUGGUGGCAGUUGCAAUCGAAAGGAUGUGGAAAUUGCAAGAUGGCACUUACGUGUCUGGAAGGGGACAAAACCAAGACCGGCCCGCCCCUCAUCUUCAGUCAUUAUGCGAGAGGUGCGAGUACGGAAGGCGAAAGUGUUGGUUAGGCAGAGGAGGUGGCCAAUAAAACCACACCGAGUUCUUACAAAAUUGUUUGCAUGCUGUUUGGAAAGUCGUAUCCACCUUUUAAUAGUGGUGCAAUUUCCAGCUUUGUGUUUUUGAAGGCUCAUAAUAAUUAUGCAGCUUAAGACAUUUAUAGAAUUCGUUGAAACCUUGAAUUUGCAUUAGUUGAUCCAAAGAACCACAUACAGUUGAUUGUGUUUCAGUUAUAGACUGAAUAUCUGUUUUGUUUGAAUGUUCAUUUAGUUUUUAAUUUAAGGACUAUACCUUGAAUGAUAGUUGAAAUCUGAAAUCAUUUUAAAUCAAGCAAUGCAACUUUGUUAACUUAUAUUUCUUUAGGAAUCUGUAAAAUAACGAUUAUUUUGUUUCAAUUCGUAUGUAUAUUUGUUGUGACCUGCCAAAGUAAAAAAACUUGCAGGCGGUCAUAAAGAAGGCCAAAGUCCGCAUACAACCCGAAGUCUGGUGUAAAUGAUAGAUAUUUCUGAAAUAACGCAAGGAAGCAGAUCAUAAACAUUACCAUAAUUCUAAACAUAUUAACAUAAAACGGCAGUUCACAUCGGUAUGUGUAGCAUCUUUAAAAACAAAUCCCACACGAAACAAACACGCAAGCAUAUUGACUGACAAACAAUACAACUAUACAUGUGUACCAUCAAAAUACCGAAAGCAGGCAAACACAACACAAAGAUACACGGAAUGAUACUCAACUACAAAACAUGCACAAACUUAGAGAUAAAACAACCAGUCUUUUAGUUACAAUGAUGACAUCAGUGAGCUGAGAACUCAACGAAAAUAUGGAGGGUUUAUGUGGCAAUAGACAUUUUGCGCGAUGCACCCUCAAUAAGGACAGUUUUUGUUAUUUAAUUAAAUUCACUGACAGAGAAAGUACGAUGUGUCUAUACUACUCAUGGACAUCAGAGAGGAACAAAGGCCGUGUUCUCGGAUGUGGCUAUAGACCGUUAGAAACAUGUUCACGUUGAUCUUCCUCAGAGUUGAGUCAGUUGACCACUCCGUAUCGGCGUCGGGCUUGUCGAAGUUGGAUUUAAUUUCAAUGAAAUAUAAAUCUUUACAAUUAACAUGAAUGAUGCAACAUUUUCUUUAUACCUUUACCGGCGUGCUUUUUUGAAAAUGCUUGCUAAAUGGCGUACCACCGCUAAACUGCAUGUUGCACAUCAAGCGCUACAAAUGUUGAGACAAAAACACGCAUUAUACAGAUUACUUGAUAUUCAGUUUCUUGUAAUUUCUCUUGGCACAAUCAUUACUUGCAAAUUACCCAGUUUCUUACCAACCAAAUGUUGUUUUAUGGAAGCCGCAAACAGGAAUCAUAAGUAUAUAUGGAUCAGUUUCAUGGAAAGGAGUCACACAUUUAUAUAUUAUUUUGUACUAAAAGGGAUGCAAUAUCCUGCAUAUAUAUUUGUCUUUUUUGCCGCCGCCGCCAAUUCGGGAUUUUUGU